Cucumis melo (muskmelon) is the source of this 1035-nucleotide messenger RNA. RefSeq lists its product as uncharacterized. Bases 1 to 1035 code for a protein of 344 amino acids. The record is from RefSeq and is a predicted model, not a curated record. The transcript is spliced from 7 exons. Lineage: Eukaryota; Viridiplantae; Streptophyta; Magnoliopsida; Cucurbitales; Cucurbitaceae.
AUGCCUGUUUCAGGAUGGUAUAGACCUGAUUAUGCUUCAGAAAAUACUAUUUGUCGCCAUUUAUGCCGACUGCUUCCUCUAGGCUCAAGUGAAGCCUCUAACUCAAAACUUUCAAGAGAAGAAGAAUUGGAGAUUGAAGAACAACUCAAACUUCUCAACAAGCCCUCCAUCAAAACAUAUAAGACCAAGGAAGGAGAUAUCAUUGAUUGUGUCGACAUCAACAAACAACCAGCCCUUGAUCUUCCUCUAUUGAAAAAUCACAAAGUUCAGGUGGUUUCUCAUUCUUUGAAGAAGGGUCCUGAGAAAUACUAUGGAACUAAGUCAUACAUGUCAGUGUACAAUGUGAGUUUGAGUUUUGGUCAAUCUUCAUCGUCUAACAUAUGGAUUGUUGGUGGCCCUACUAACUCUCUUGGUGUACUCAUGACUGGCUGGCUGGUGAAUCCAGAAGUAAAUGGUGAUUUUAUCACUAGAAGCUUUGUGUAUUGGACGGCCGACGGAGGUGCUACAACAGGAUGUUACAAUAUGUAUUGUCAAGGCUUCGUACAAGUAAAUCCAAGUCAUCAUGUAGGCGCUCCUCUUCAUCCAACCUCCACCUAUCAAGGACAACAAUAUGACUAUCAAUUCACCAUCAUUCAAAUUGCAGGGAAUUGGUGGGUUCUGGUGGGUGAAAAUCUGGGAUUAGGAUAUUGGCCAAAGGAGUUGGUUCAAAAUCUAGUUGAUGGGGCAGAACAAAUAGCAUGGGGAGGCAUUGCAAAGCCAUCAAUAGAUGGAAUGAGCCCUAUGUUGGGGAGUGGACACAAGCCAAAUGACAAUGGUGAUUAUAAUGAAGGCUGUUACAUAAGAAACAUUCAAAUCAUAUCAGGUGCUGCAACGAAUACUUAUAAACUCCCAACUUGGGAUAACACACUAAGUUAUUCAAGUAACACUAGUUGUUAUGAUUUGAACCCUAAUGUGAAUUGUGGUGAUGAUAUGAUGGAAUAUUGCUUCACCUUUGGAGGACCAGGUGGACCUAAUUGUGAAGCCACCAUCUUUUAA